UUUGUAAAAAAGGCUUAAUUUUUUUAAACUGUUUAAACACUUAUUUUCCGUUAGGAGCAUAUAGUGCUUGUUCAUCACACGGAACGGAAGUCCAGUUUUAUGAGGUUGGUCGAACUCUUUGAUGGGGCGCACCCUGUUGCUAGCUACGUAGCAAUAGCAUUAAGUGCAUUAGCGACGCUGCACAGUUACACUGAGGAGAUGCUGAAGGAUUUAUGAGCAGGGCACAGCCGGUUCUGCUGUUACCCCCCAACGUCAGUUAAUACCGAGAACACGUACAAGUAACGAACGGGACGGUUUUCAUCGCGUUACUUUAGCACACACACAGUGUAAGCUAGUUUAAUAGCUUCCUGUUGAGCUAGCUGUAAGAUUAGUGGUCGAGUUUGAAGUGGCGUUGAUGUGACAAACGAUCAUGUUUCGUGGCGUGACUCACCACUCAGAAUCCAGACGGUGUUCAACUUGACGCGGCCGUGUCAUCCUAGACUAAAACGCUCUAAUCUCACCCACGGAAACCGCAGACUAUUGUGAUGUCGGAGCCCAAGCCUCCUACUCCAACCCCUGGAGACACAUACAAGGGUUGGCUUUUCAAAUGGACUAAUUACAUAAAAGGUUACCAGAGACGCUGGUUUGUUCUCAGCAAUGGGUUGCUGUCGUACUACAGGACACAGGCGGAGAUGGGUCACACAUGCCGGGGCACCAUUAACCUGGCCACGGCCAACAUUGCAGUGGAAGACUCUUGCAAUUUUGUUAUUUCCAAUGGAGGGGCUCAGAUCUAUCACCUAAAGGCCAGCUCAGAAGUGGAGCGGCAGAGGUGGAUCACUGCCUUGGAGCUUGCUAAAGCAAACGCCGCCAAUAUGCAAGAUGAAUCAGAUGAUUCUGGGGAUGAUUGUUCUACACUUGCUCCUGUCCCAGGACAAGGCGGCGGCUGCCGGAACUCAGAAUUGCAAUCCACAUUACGCACCUUAAACAGCAAGGUGGAGGAUCUCUCCACCUGCAAUGAUCUAAUUGUCAAGCAUGGUUCUGCCCUCCAAAGGUCUUUGUCAGAGCUGCAGGGAUUGCGUGUUGGGGCCGACAUGGGGGAAAAGAUCAGGCAAGUCACAGAGAGGGCCACGCUGUUCCGGAUCACCUCCAACGCCAUGAUCAACGCAUGCAGGGACUUCCUCUCACUGGCUCAGAGCCAUAGCAAGCGCUGGCAGAAGUCCUUACUGUCUGAAAGAGACCAGAGGAUCCGUCUGGAGGAGACUCUGGAGCAGUUAGCUAAGCAACACAACCACCUUGAGCGAGCUUUUAGAGGAGCUACAGUCCUCCAGCCAUCGUUCAGUAAUCCCAGUUUAAGCAGCAAAGACGGUCCUUCAGGAAAAGGAGAUGCAAGUGAUGAGGAUGAUGAUAAUGAGUUCUUUGAUGCCAUGGAAGACCCGGCCGAAUUUAUUACUGUUCCUGCUGACCCAAAAUAUCACAGGCGAUCUGGCAGCAACAUCAGUGGCUUCAGCACCGAAACUGGAAUGGAUGAUCAGUCGUAUGAUGAAGUGUCUUUGGCCUCCAGUGCCGAGUCCUCUCAGCCACUUGAGCUCGAACCAAUCAGACGAAGACGAACACGCAUCCCUGACAAACCCAACUAUUACCUCAAUUUGUGGAGCAUCAUGAAGAACUGUAUCGGAAAAGAGCUUUCAAAGAUACCCAUGCCUGUGAAUUUUAACGAGCCCCUGUCGAUGCUGCAGCGUCUGUCUGAAGAUCUGGAGUAUUACGAGCUCCUGGACAAAGCUGCUAAAUGUCAUAACUCUUUAGAGCAGAUGUGUUACGUAGCAGCGUUCACCGUCUCUUCCUACUCCACCACCGUCCACCGCACCGGAAAGCCUUUCAAUCCUCUGCUCGGAGAAACCUUUGAGCUUGACCGAUUAAGGGAAUGUGGUUACCGCUCGCUUUGCGAACAGGUCAGCCACCACCCGCCUGCUGCAGCGCACCAUGCCUUCUCUGAAAAGGGCUGGACGCUCAGACAGGAGAUUACAUUGGCCAGCAAGUUUAGGGGAAAAUAUCUCUCCAUCAUGCCUCUGGGCUCCAUCCAGUGUUUGUUUGAUAAAAGCAACAACCACUAUUCUUGGAAAAAAGUUACUACAACGGUACACAACAUAAUUGUUGGGAAAUUAUGGAUUGAUCAGUCAGGGGAGAUAGAUGUGGUCAACCACAAGACAGGCGAUCGCUGUCACCUGAAGUUUUCGCCGUACAGUUACUUUUCCAGAGAUGUUCCAAGAAAGGUGACAGGAGUAGUGACAGAUAAGGAUGGAAAGGCUCAUUAUGUGCUGUCUGGAACAUGGGAUGAAAAGAUGGAGUUUUCCAGGAUAAUGCAGAGCAGUAAGGGCGAGAACGGCACUGAGGGCAAACAGAGAACAGUCUAUCAGACACUGAAAGCUAAAGAAAUCUGGAAGAAGAACCCUUUACCUGAAGGAGCAGAGAAUAUGUACUACUUCUCCUCCCUCGCCCUUACACUGAACGAACCCGAAGAGGGAGUGGCGCCCACAGACAGCCGUCGACGCCCCGAUCAGAGGCUGAUGGAGGAAGGCCACUGGGAUGAAGCCAACGCAGAAAAACAGAGGCUCGAAGAAAAGCAGCGCUUUGCCCGUCGGGAGAGGGAAAGGGAAUCGGUUAAAGCCGUCACCUUAGCCGAGGAAGUUGUCUCUGUGGAUUCAUUCAAUGACUCGGCUCUGAAAACCGAUGCACAAGAGUCCGCAGCAGCAGAAAGUGACAUUUCAAGUGAAAGCACCCAUCAGGACAACUACCAACCGCUGUGGUUCAAGAAAAUUGAAGAGGUUGCAUCUGGAGAGACGUUGCACGUCUACAAGGGGGGAUACUGGGAGGCAAAGGAGCAAGGAGUGUGGGACAUGUGUCCAGAAAUCUUCUGAACACAACCGUAGCGAUGUCCAAUAAAGCAAGGCUCGGAGACUUUUGAUGUCAAACUAGCCUGAAUGUCUGUGGUUUCAUCCUAUUAGCCCCUCCCCCAGGAUUAUGCUUGUCUUUACUCAAGGUAGAUGCUCAUGUGGCUUUGUUGUCACAAGUACAGCUGGUUGGCUUUCACUGCCCCAAAAGUACACCUAUGCGCUCCCUACCAGAACGGAGUUUUGUGAGAAGUCCUCCUACAUUUUUCAUACAAAUGCAUUCUGUUGUCUGACAGUAUGCAUGUUUUUUUUCAGUUUGUUCUCUUCUUUUAGCACAAAAACAGAAGUUUAUUGUUGAACUGCCGUGUAAAAAUACUGUUUCCUACAUCAUUAAUUCUGUAGAAAGAAGAUACACAAGCCUUAGGUUUCUUUUUGUUCUUUGUGUGUAUACAUUUGCAAUCAUGUUGUUUAUUCUUUCUGUGGAUAAUUUUUUUUCUUCUUGCCUGAACUCUUUCUUUUAUAGAAAUUCCUACUUUUGUCAGCAUAAUUUAAGUAUUUCAUUCUUCAAAGAAUCCUGAUUGGUCCUUUUUUUAAUUCUGUUCAUAAUUUAAUAAAAUUCUUAUUAUUUUUAAAUAUAAAGCUUUUCAAAACCCGUGUUUAAAGAAUAAUGAAAAUGUCCCAGCCACAAAGGUCUGCAAAGCACUUCUAAACGUGUUGUUUCUAUGUGUUCCUCUUUAAAUCUCCUUAGACUGAAACUGUUUCUGUUUUUGUCACUGCGCAUGAAGGCCUUCCUACAGUCAACUGUUAUAUAGUGUUUGUAUCAGAAUUUAUUGUACACCUUGAGGGGGGGUAUGCUUGCUGAUAAACUCUGAUGCAAAUUGAUGGAAAAACAACUGUUAAAAAAAAGUGAUUAAAUAACUGAGUUCCACUUAUACCUGUAAACCAGCUUGGUGAUUUCCUUUGAGGUUAUUGAUAUUAAACCUGUUGAGUGAUUCUUCUUCUGUAAUGUGCUGCAUUUGUAGAUUUUAACUAAGAUGUGCCUCAAUUUAUAGCUGUGAUACAAAGUGGAUUAAAUGAGAUAAGGUAGCACUAAAGCAGUAAAAACUACAUUUUGUUUGGCAAUAUGUCAGGAAUUUAAAGCAGACAAAAACGUUUUUGUCCUAAAUGCAAGUGCACUUGUACAAAUAAGUCACUAAAAAUUAUAAGAAAUAAGCAAAUUCUUAAUAAAAUGGUGAAAAGAUGGUCUAGAAAUCAAUCUAGAACACCAAAACAGUUGCAUUUGAGUUCCCUCGUUUAAUGUAACCUUUGCUUUUGUGUGCAGCAAAAAGUUUUUCAUUUUAAACGGUAUUUAAUUUAUUCCCAAGAGUUAGAAUUGACAUUUUUAAUCUAACAUUUACAGAUUUUCACCGUGCUAUACGGAUGUUGUGUACUUUAAGAUGUUGUAAAUGUUGUUUUUGUCAUAGCUCCUGGUUUUACGUUUGCGAUCCCAAAAAUGAAUGUUUUCCUUUUUUUGUGGGUAGUUAAUUCAUUUUCACAUAUUAUGGACUUGCAGAGAUGUCACCUUGAAUUAUGCAGUAACUUUCUGUUCAAAGUUAGAGCAAUAAAAGUGAUCAACCUUUUAAUUUUAGGAACUGAAAUAGUGGUAUCUUUAGGAGAGUUGACUAUCGUUUCAAGCAUUCACUUUUUUUUCUUGUUUCUUUCAGGUUGGGUUGUCUCAAGCCUGUUUGUGGUGUUCAUUUUCCCAACAAACUAUCCAAUUACAAUUUAAAAUGGUUUAUUAAUUUUUAAAGGGAGGCCUUGCCUUUGUAAUUUAAUCAGUACAGACUGUUGGAGGAGAAAGAUCACCUUGUGUGUUGUGUUUGUGUGUGGUAGCAGUAGUUGAGGGUUAAAGUAUUAUUUGGUUUUGUUGAUAAUGCCCUUGUAUUUACUGUGUAAAUAAAACUACAGUUAUUUACAAAACUA
Oryzias latipes (Japanese medaka) is the source of this 4829-nucleotide messenger RNA. RefSeq names its product oxysterol-binding protein 1. Gene Ontology annotation, cellular component: cytosol; perinuclear endoplasmic reticulum; plasma membrane. NCBI's taxonomy places the organism in Eukaryota, Metazoa, Chordata, Actinopteri, Beloniformes, Adrianichthyidae. Gene Ontology annotation, molecular function: sterol binding. The record is from RefSeq and is a predicted model, not a curated record.